Molecule: messenger RNA, 1365 nt
Organism: Aspergillus aculeatus ATCC 16872
Lineage: Eukaryota; Fungi; Ascomycota; Eurotiomycetes; Eurotiales; Aspergillaceae
Exons: 4
Coding region: 1-1365 (454 amino acids)
Source: RefSeq, a predicted model, not a curated record
AUGUCGAUACAUUCGCAGUACCCCUUCUCGCUGCCAUCCUACUGUUCGGGCCUGGACGAUGGAAGCUUCUGCCAGCGAGAGCUGAAGGAGGAGUCCCGAUCGUGGCGAUCCGAGAAAUAUGCGCCCGUCUCGAAUGUGAUGGUCCUGGAGCAUGACCAUGGCGUGGGGUCGGCCCGCUUUUGCGAUGAUGCAGAGAUGGAUCGACUAUUAGCUGCAGAACACCAUCCCCAGCUCCGAAUUGUUCUGCUGCAACCGACCCCCCAGGAGAGACUACUCCACACCAUCGACGACCCUGCGGUCCUGAAGGCACUGCUCACCAACGAACUCAUCAGCGAUCGGGUUGAUGAGCCCACGAACGAGAAGACUCUCGAUCAGAGUGAGGACGGCGUGCCGUCGCAGCUUAACAUCACACGCAGCUGCCUUUUGAAGAUCCUGACGCGAUAUGACAUCGCGCCCGCCGCAGCCUCCCACAUCCGUGGCCAGGAACAGAUCUUCGGCUCGCGACAGCAGCGCGAUGAGGAAGGAAAGAUGCGCUCCUUCGAAUUCUGGUACGCAAUCCGAGCCCGGGCCUACGUGCGACGAUUAGGCAAGGAAGCCGAUCUCAAGAUGACAAUCGUGACGCGAUACGACGCGCGAUCGCAGUCGACGCUCGUCCUGCUGAAGUACCGAUCCUUCAACGACCUGCCGCAGCGCCUGCACGAGGAGUUGGUGGAGAACCUGCAGGCCUUCGUCCGGGAGCCCACGACGGCCGCGCUCGUGAAGAAUCCCUUCAUCACCUCGGUGAUGCACUUCAACCCGACCAUUCAGUACUUCCGACGGGCCGCCCGGGAGCCGCGGGAUACGAUCCGCGACGAGGAGGCGAGGGUGCACGGGGGCAUGGACGAGUUCGCCCGCAUCGACCUGCACAAGCUCCAUCUCACCCUGACCAGCCUCGACCAGGAUAAGAUCCAGAUGAGCUUUAUUCUGGGCGUGAUUGCGCGGCUGCGCAUCCAGCACGAGACCUUCCAGACCCUCGUCGAAGGCAAGGCGGGCGUCCCCGAGCGCGUCUGGCUGUAUUUCCGCAUGGAGGAGGAAUUCGAUCGCUUCGAGAAUCAGAUCGCCUACUUCAAGUCGUCGGUGGAGGAUGUUGCGAGGCGGGUGGAGCGGCUGCUUGAAUUGCUGUUCAACAUGAGCUCGCGGAUCAACACUCAAUCCAGCACGAAGAUGACCAAAUAUGCCAUGCAUGAGAGCGCCUCGAUGAGCACCAUCUCGGUGGUGACCAUGCUCUUCCUCCCUGGAACCUUCAUUGCCGUAGGUGCCCUAUCUGCAGGCUCGACGGUGAAAACUAGGGCUAACAGGCACACACACACCCCCAGACCAUACUAG